Molecule: messenger RNA, 15158 nt
Organism: Mirounga angustirostris (Northern elephant seal)
Lineage: Eukaryota; Metazoa; Chordata; Mammalia; Carnivora; Phocidae
Gene: CLCC1
Product: chloride channel CLIC like 1
Exons: 11
Coding region: 152-1792 (546 amino acids)
Cellular component (GO): membrane; endoplasmic reticulum
Molecular function (GO): chloride channel activity
Source: RefSeq, a predicted model, not a curated record
CGGGCCAAUCAGACGCACGCCGGGGAAGGACGCACGGCUGCCAGCCGAGCGAGUCGAUGAGGACGCGCGAGACGCCCCGCGCCCGCUGAAGCGCUCGAGCGCCCCGGCAGGCGGCUCGCCAUCUUUUUCAGCUGGAGGGCCUUCAUGCAGGAUGCUGUAUUCUCUGCUCCUUUGUGAAUGUCUGUGGUUGAUAACCGGUUAUGCUCAUGAUGAUGACUGGAUUGACCCCACAGACAUGCUUAACUAUGAUGCUGCUUCAGGAACAAUGAGAAAGUCUCAGGUAAAACAUGGUGUAUCAGAGGAAAAAGAAGUCAGUCCUGACUUGUCACAUGCUGAUGAAUUGUUGGAAUGUUAUAGCAAACUUGAUUCUUUAACUCAUAAGAUCGAUGAGUGUGAAAAGAAAAAGAAGGAAGACUAUGAAAGUCAAAGCAAUCCUGUUUUUAGGAGAUACUUACAUAAGAUUUUGAUUGAAGCCAGAAAGCUCGGACUCCCUGAAGAAAACAAAGAUGAUAUGCAUUAUGAUGCUGAGAUUAUCCUAAAAAGACAAACCUUGUUAGAAAUACAGAAGUUUCUCAGUGGAGAGGAUUGGAAACCAGGAGCCUUGGAUGAUGCACUAAGUGAUAUUUUAAUUAAUUUUAAGUUUCAUGAUUUUGAAACAUGGAAGUGGCGAUUUGAAGACUCCUUUGGAGUGGAUCCAUAUAAUCUGUUGAUGGUGCUUCUGUGUCUGCUCUGUAUCGUGGGAUUAGUCGCUACCGAGCUGUGGACGUAUGUGCAUUGGUACACCCAGUUGAGACGUGUGUUAUUCAUCAGUUUCCUCAUCAGUUUGGGAUGGAAUUGGAUGUAUCUAUAUAAGCUCGCGUUCGCGCAGCAUCAGGCCGAGGUUGCCAAGCUGGAGCCGUUGAACAAUGUGUGUGCUGAGAAGAUGGACUGGAUUGGAAGCCUCUGGGAAUUGUUGAGAAGUUCAUGGACCUAUAAGGAUGACCCAUGCCAAAAAUACUACGAGCUCUUAUUAGUCAACCCUAUUUGGUUGGUCCCACCAACAAAGGCACUGGCGGUUACAUUCACCAACUUUGUCACGGAGCCACUGAAACACAUUGGGAAAGGAGCUGGGGAAUUUAUUAAAGAGUUCAUGAAGGAGAUCCCAGCAUUACUUCACAUUCCAGCGCUGAUCAUUAUGGCAUUAGCUGUCCUGGGUUUCUGCUAUGGUGCUGGAAAAUCAGUUAAUAUGCUGAGACAUUUAGGUGGUCCUGAAAGAGAACCACCCCGGGCACUUGAGCCAGCUGAUAGAGGACGGCUACAGGAAGUUGGUGAUAGACCCCAUGGUGGAGCAGGUGAUGCACGUUUCCCUUAUAGAGGCCACAUCAGCCCCUUUGAGCGAGGCCCUUAUGACAGAACAUAUGAGGGUAGAAGAGAUGGUAUGAGAGAGAGAGAUGUUGACUUGAUACCUAGGACUGGCACCAAGAGCCCCGAAGUGCUCCGGCCAUGCGAUGUACCCCAGGCAGAGGCGAGGGAGCGUCCCACGGUGGUACCCAGUCAUAAAUUACCUGUUUUGGAUACAAAGCCCAAAGAAUUUGGUGGAAUCCAGGGAGAAAGCACACUGCUAGAAAGCAGUACCGAAAGCAGCCAGUCUAGUAGGCCUGUCUCUGGCCCAGACACAUCAGAGAAGGUGGAAGGUUCACCUGCAGAGGAGAAGGCCCAGCUCGGGACUGAUGCCAGAGGCAGCCCAGAGGAAGGCAGCGCGUCCAGGCCAGCCAGCGGUGGGAAGGAUCUGGAGAGUGGCCCAUGUGGCUAGAGGAGCACACCCUCGGACCACAGCUCAGAGGUCAUCUUUGGGUUUUGUAAAGUAUACUCUUCAUAACUAUUUGCUCUUCUCUACAAAUAUUCUGACAUUUACUACCCUACAGAUGCCAACUUAAACAUGAAUAUUUUUAUUGACCGUCAGAACUAACGAAUACCCAUGUAUUUCUGUUUAAUUUUUAUCGUUUGUGUAAUUUCAUUUUCAUAUUGGUACCUCCUGUGGAGUUUGUGGUGUUGAUUUUGGAACAGGAUCUCAUAGAUGAACAUAUGGCAAGCAUCACUGAUUUCAGAUAAGAGGCCAGUUUGAAUCAGGAAACAUUGAAAAAUAAGUUUUAUGGUUCACACGCAUACCAACUAGCCGACGUGUGUGUUGCCUAGUGGAUGUCCUGUAAUACCUACUUUAGUUAAUGAUGUUAGUUGUGCACUGGAUUUGAUAGGUUUCCAAAAGUGGUAGGUACUCAGAAACUAUUUUAAGGAAAGUCCACUGUCGUAAGCUUUACCCUUUUCAUGCACUUCAGCGUCUUACUGCAGUCACGGAGUCUGGGUCCCCUUGUCUCUGCGGAGGCUGCCCCAGCUCAUCAUGGCUUCGUCGUUGCGAAUCCUGCCUCCAUCGCUCAACUCUUCCAGUGCUGACUGGGCCUGCUUCCUUGUCGCCCCUUUUUACCCUCAGCUAAGACAGACCUGAAGAUGGCCAGGAGAAUUUAGUUACCACAGUUUGUUAAUUGGUGAUCUUGGUCUUACAUAGUCAGUAGACGGAGAAUAGCUUUACCCUUUCCCCACCAAGUACAUACUUUACACAUUGGUCGAGUACAAUAUUUUUGCUAAACAGCGUAAUUUCUCUAUGUCCCUGGUUAAGUAUAAAAAAAUGCCAUUGCCAAUUAAGAUUUUAAAAAAUUACCUCAGCAAGAGGAUGUAAAAUUUAUUAAUAUUAUUUUCUAGUUUAAUAUUGCAAACAUCUUUAGUAAUUCAUCAGAAAGGUAGUAGUUCUUUCCAGAAAAAGCAACAGGAUUUUAUAGAAAAAUUUGCAACACAAUUAGGUAUGGGACAAAUGAACUAAUGCAAGGAUGCCUGCAGCUUGGAGUGGAUUCGUGAACAUUGGUGCAUAUUAAGUCCUCCCUGACGGCCAGACCUGUUCACACUAAUUGGUAAAUAUGUGCCCAGGAUGGUAGUUGUCCUCUGAGCUGUGACGGGAUUCUGAAGAGCAAUGAAUGCCUCAGGUGACGGACUAACUGUGAGAGUGGAGUUAAUGCUGUUUGAACUCCUAACUACUUUUUAUCCAAAAAUGAAUCUGUAAAGAAUUAAGUAGAAUUUCAUCUUUGUAUUCUUUCAUUACAGAUAGCCGUUUGGGGAUGCAGUCCACUUGGACAGCUAGCGAGGCAACAUACCACUGCUGUUGAAUGAUGACGGCAAUUUAGGGAAGACACUAAAGCAGACCGAACAGAUCAAGGCCAGUUUAUAACUUGGGGAAAUAGACUUGUUUAUUGUCCAGCCCAUAUUUAUCAUUAGAAUCAAGAAUUUUAGCAACAGGCUUUUAGGAAAAUCAGAAUUGGGUAGACAGCUUUAUAAAAGCAGUGUUUAAGUGGAAUAGAUAAUGUUGAAUGUUUACAGGGUCUAAGAACUAUUGUAUACACAAAAUAAACACCUAUUUUUACAUUAUUGUAAUUUGAUAUGCUGUCUUCGCUCAUUGAAUAUGCUGGUAAGAAAAAACCCCAUGAUACUUACGUGCAGGUUUUUUUUUCUUUUUUUUUUAAAGAUUUUAUUUGCGAGAGAGAGAAUGAGAGACAGAGAGCAUGAGAGGGAGGAGGGUCAGAGGGAGAAGCAGGCUCCCUGCCGAGCAGGGAGCCCGAUGCGGGACUCGAUCCCGGGACUCCAGGACCAUGACCUGAGCCGAAGGCAGUCGCUCAACCAACUGAGCCACCCAGGCGCCCCUUACGUGCAGUUUUUAAAAGGAUAUUGUCUAGGACGUUCUAUUGUAUAUGUAAUAUAUAAGACAUAAGAUGAUCCGGGUGUUAACUGAGUACUUUUGACAAAAUUUGUCUGACCUUAGAACCAAGAAUAAUCUUUUUUUCCCCUGAGCCUUUGAUGUGAUUCUAGAUCGAGUAACUAUCUUUCUAUUUUAUUUUUGUGAACACUGGCCAUUUGGAGAAGUGGUUCUCACUGCCCACCAAGUCACCUGAAGGAUUUUUAGAAAGAACAGAGCCCCAGAUACCAUCCCAGCUGUGCAGAAUCAGAAGCAACCAGAGGUGAAUGAGUUGCCAACUUGUUCUGGGUAUGGGCAUUUGCGUUCUAGAAUUCACCCUUAGACUAGGCUCUACUCCAUCCCAUCUUACUGUGUUCUUUUCCUAAGCUAACUUUAUGUCAUGUCCUAUUCUAUACCUUUGUAAACUACCUUCAGUUUCUGGGAGGGGGAAGGAAGGCUUAAUGGUGACUGAGGGCUUAACUUAGAUCUUUCAUAUUUAAAUUUUGUGAGUUUUCAUCUGUUUUCUAUUUUCAAGGCCUAGGUUCUUGAUAUAACCACAUGAGUUUUCCGGGUGUUUUGUUUUGUUUUGUUUUGUUUUGACAUUAGGUCUUAAAAAAUUUUACACCAGUGUUUUGUAACAGAAGGUAUAAUUUUAAGCCACACACACACUUUAAAAUUAAAGGGCCCAAAACAUGCUGAAAGUUUAUUUUGAGUUUUUAUAAUGGCUUCGAACUAAUAACAUACUGAAAAUAUGACUUUCUUAACAAAAAAAAGAUCUAGAUUUUUUUAAUAAGACUAACUUUUUUACACAUUGGUCAGGUAAGUUAUUUUUACUAAACAGCAAAAUUUCUCACUACAUCCAUGGUUCAGUAUAGAAGAAUGCCAUUGUCAAUUAAGAUUAAAAAAAAUUAGCAAGAGGAUUAAAUUCUAGUCUAGAUUCAUUUAUCUUCCUACUUUACAAACUCUAGGUAAAGGAAUCUAACAAGUUGCCAAAGAACACAGUUCUGAGCCUUAAUCACAAAAGUUGAUGAAGCACCUUUUAUAAGACUCCUCCACCCUGCAACAAGUGCGUGUCCAGAGGAAUGUUAAUAUCAUACUACUAAAGGUUAAAUAUUUACAUCAUUCUAGAGCAUUUUAAGCUGUAUUACAGUGUUAUAAUUUCUCCUCUUAAGGAAAAAGUAAUAGAUUGAAUUUCCCUUCAGUGUUCUGAAAGGAAAUAAGGUCGUUUUAAAAAAAUACCCAUAAUAACUAGCGGUUUGCUUAUUUUUUUCCUGUAUUUUUAAAUUCCAUCAAAGCAUUACUUUGCAAAAGGUCCUUCAGUUCAAAUUCAGUGUCUCUGUUUUGAUCUCGUUGUAAAAGAACUCUCUGUUCAUCCAUUCUUUUUGCCUGAGAACGUAAAAUCAAGCUAAAAAAGUCCUCAUCUGGUACUGUUGGUCCCUUUGUGGCAGCAGGUGGUGGAGCACAUCUUUGAUCAUCUAAUCUGGACCCCUGAAAAUUGAUGAGAGAGAUUAAAACACAAAUACUUCAUUAAUGUUUGUCAUCACAAGAAAAAAAACUUUUUUUUUGCUUCGUCUCAGAAAUUUAAUCUUCAGACCUGAAACCUGAUAAAACUUUUGCCAUUGGGACGCCUGGGUAGCUCAGUUGUUAAGUGUCUGCCUUCGGCUCAGGUCAUGGUCCCAGGGUCCUGGGAUCGAGCCCCGCAUCGGGCUCCCUGCUCAUUGGGGAGUCUGCUUCUCCCUCUCCCUCUGCCUGCCACUCUGCCUACUUGUGCUAUCUCUCUGUCAAAUAAAUAAAUAAGAUCUUUAGAAAAAAAACAAACUUUUGCCAUGACUUCCAUAAUCAGAAUCUAGCAAGUAUUAUGUAGAAGUGUAACAUCAUGGCUUUGGUAAGAUUAAGAUACAAGGUCAAAUAUUACAGAGUAGGCACUGGCAAAUACAACUUCUCAUAUCCUUAGAAUGUUAGGUACAAAAACCCUGCAGCACUACCUUACAAAUUCUGUGUCAGGCCAGGGGUCAGCAAACCGGAACCCACUUUCUGGGAAGGACCAUUUGGAGAAGUGGUUCUCACUGCCCACCAAGUCACCUGAGGGAUUUUUAGAAAGAACAGAGCCCCAGAUACCAUCCCAGCUGUGCAGAAUCAGAAGCAACCAGAGGUGAAUGAGUUGCCAACUUGUUCUGGGUAUGGGCAUUUGCGUUCUAGAAUUCACCCUUAGACUAGGCUCUACUCUGUCCCAUCUUACUGUGUUCUUUUCCUGUUUUUGUACAUAACGUUUCCUUUUCAUUUCACCACAAUGCUCAUUUGUUGAUGAACUGCGUGUGGCUGCUUGCCAGCUACAACAGCAGAGUUGAGCAGUUGUGACAAAGACCAUGGGGCCUGAAAAGCCUAAAAUGUUCUCUGUCUAGCCCUGUCUUAAGCAUUUAAAUGUGUUAAAUAGCCCAGAUUUUUUCCUUGAAGUUUUAACUUACCGAUCCUUAUUUUAGAAGUACAUUAGAAAUGUUAUUGAUCAACUAAAAAAUAUAAGCACUUAAAAGUGUACAUAGAGUGUCUGGUAUUGUAAGCUCCAGCGUGGGAAUAUGCAGGCUGACGUUGGAGUGCCCACUCUUGCUGGGCACUGUGCACUGACCUGCCUUCACAUUUAACCCCGCAGCCCUGGGACCCUCACAGGCCUCCUCCUGAGCGGCCGCCCCGCCACACACAUGCACCCGGCUCACGCUUCAUUUCUCCUGCCUUUAUGCUGUGGUGAUUUCACUGUCCUCCAACUCAUCCAACACUUGGGCACUGGGGUCCCUAGACCUCUUCUCUUCUGGUCUUCAUUCUUUACCUCUGCCUUAUCCAUUAGCUCCCGUGGUCAUAGGCCAGACUUGGCCACUCUCAGUAAUCGCAUUGUCUUUACAAGCAUGAUUUCAAGCAUCCCAUGUUGACUGCCACCUCCAAUUUUCCAGAUCAGCCUAGACAGUAAUCCCCCAGGAAACUUUUUUUUUAAAUUGUAAAAGUUUGCCACUUUAACCAUUCUUAAAUGUACAGUUUAGUAUUAAGCACAUUCAUCCUGCUGUGUGGUCAUCACCAUCCAUAUCCAGAACAUUUUCAUCUUGUAAAACCAAAACUUGAAACCUUUAAACGGUAGCUCCCAUUCUCCCCUCUCCAGCCCCUGGCAACCACCAUUCUAUUUUGUCUCUAUGAAUCUGACUACUUUACCUCAUAUGAGUGGAACUGUAUAGUAUUUGUCCUCCUCUGACUGCCUGCUUCUCAGCAUAAUGCCUUCGGGGUUCACCCAUGUUGUGGCUUGUUUCAGAAUUUUCCUCAUUUUUAAGGAUGAAAAAUAUUCCACUGUGUAGGUAUAUACAUUUUAUCCACCUACCAAUGGGCACUUGGUUGCCUCUAUCUUUUGGCUAUUGUGAAUAAUGCUGUUUGAACAUUGGUGUACAAAUAUCAUAUCCAUGAUUUCAACUGCUUGGGUUAUAUAUGCCCAGAAAUGAGAUUGUUGGAUAAUAUGGUAAUUUUCAACUUUCUAAGGAACCACCAUACUUUUUUUUUUUUUUUUUUAAAGAUUUUAUUUAUUUGAGAGAGAAAGAGAGCACAAGCAGGGAGAGUGGCAGGCCGAGGGAGAGGGAGAAGCAGGCUUCCCGCUGAGCAGGGAGCCUGACGCGGGGCUCCAUCCCAGGACCUUGGGAACAUGACCUGAGCCAAAGGCAGACGCUUAACCGACUGAGCCACCCAGGCGCCCCUUGUUUUUUUUUUUUUUAACAUUUAAGCUGAGUUUUAAUCUUGAGAAUUUCUUAAAGGCAGUCUUGGUUUCCAUUGUCUCAUUAUUCAGUUUUUCAUCAGGCUUGCUGACAAGGAACACUGUUAAGCUUAUUUUUUUCUUUUAAUUUAAAUUCAAUUAAUUAACAUAUUACUAGUUUCAUAAGUAGAGUCCAAGGAUUCUUCAGUUGUAUAUAACACCCAGUGUUUAUUACAUCACAUGCCCUCCUUAAUGUCCAUCUCCCAGUUACCCCAUCCCUCCAAUCUCCUCCCCUCUAGUAACCCUGUUUGUUUCCUAUAGUUAAGAGUCUUUUAUGGUUUGUCUCCCUCUGAUUUUGUCUUAUUUCUCCCUCCCUUCCCCUAUGAUCCUGUUAAUAAUAAAUUCCACUAUGAGUGAGAUCAUAUAAUUGUUUCUCUGAUUGACUUAUUUCACUUAGCGUAAUACCCUCUAGUUCCAGCCACAGCACUGUAAAUGGCGAGAUUUAAUUUUUUUUGAUGGCUGAGAGUAUUCCAUUGUGUAUAUAUAUACCACAUCUUCUGUAUCCAUUCAUCUGUCAAUGGACAUCUGGGAUCUUUCCAUAGUUUAGGCUAUUGUGGACAAUGGUGCCAUAAACAUUGGAGUGCAGGUGCCCCUUCGGAUCACUACAUUUGUAUCUUUGGGGUAAAUACCCAGUAGUACAAUUGCUGGGUCGUACAGUAGCUCUAUUUUCAACUUCUUGAGGAACCUCCAUACUGUUUUCCAGAGGGGCUGCGCCAGCUUGCAUUCCCACCAACGGUGUGAGAGGGUUCCCCUUUCUCCACAUCCUCACCAACAUCUGUCAUUUCCUGACUUGUUAAUUUUAGCCAUUCUGACUAAAUGGCUGACCUGGUGUGAGGUAGUAUCUCAUUGUGGUUUUUUUUUUUUUUUUUUUUAAGAUUUUAUUUAUUUAUUUGACAGAGAGCGAGAGCAGGAACACAAGCAGGGGGAGUGGGAGAGCGAGAAGCAGGCUCCCCGCCAGGCAGGGAGCCCGACACGGGACUCGAUCCCAGGACCCUGGGAUCAUGACCUGAGCUGAAGGCAGACGCUUAACGACUGAGCCACCCAGGCGCCCUCUCAUUGUGGUUUUGAUUCAUAUUUUCCUGAUGCUGAGCAUUUUUUCAUGUGUCUGUUGGUCAUUUAUAUGUUGCCUUUGGAGAAAUGUCUGUUCAUGCCUUCUGCCCAUUUAAAAAAAAAAAUUUUUUUUUUUUUUUUUAAAGAUUUUAUUUAUUUAUUCAUGAGAGACAGAGAGAAACAGAGGGAGAAGCAGGCUCCCAAGGAACGGGAAGCCCGAUGCGGGACUUGAUCCCAGCACCCUGGGAUCAUGACCUGAGCCGAAGGCAGACACUUAACCAUCUGAGCCACCCAGGUGCCCUAAAAAAAAUUUUUUUUAAAAGAUUUUAUUAGCAAGCGCACAAGCAGGGAGAGCUGCAGAGGGAGAGGGAGAAGCAGGUUCCCUGCUGAGCAGGGAGCCCGGCAGGGGGCUUGAUUCUAGGACCAGAUCUGAUCAUGACCAGAGCCGAAGGCAGAUGCUGAACCUGAGCCACCCAGGCACCCCUCUUCUGUCCAUUUCUUGAUUGGAUUAUGUGUUCUUUAGGUGUUGAGUUUGAUAAGUUCUUUACAGAUUUUGGAUACUAGCCCUUUAUCUGAUAUGUCAUUUGCAAAUAUCUUCUCCCAUUCUGUCAGUUGUCUUUUGGUUUUGUCGACUGUUUUCCUUUGCUGUGCAGAAGCUUUUUACCUUGAUGAAGUCCCAAUAGUUCAUUUUUGUCUUUGUUUCCCUUGCCUUUGGAGACGUGUCUAGCAAGAAGUUGCUGUGGCCGAGAUCACAGAGGUUGUUGCCUGUGUUCUCCUCUAGAAUUUUGAUGGAUUCCUGUCUCACAUUUAGGUCUUUCAUCCAUUUUGAUGUAUGGUGUAAGAAAAUGAUCCAGUUUCAUUCUUCUGCAUGUGGCUGUCCAAUUUUCCCACCAUCAUUUGUUGAAGAGAUGGGUUUUUUCCCAUUGGGUAUUCUUUCCUGCUUUGUCGAAGAUUAGUUGACCAUAGAGUUAAGGGUCCAUUUCUGAGUUUUCUAGUCUGUUCCAUUGAUCUAUGUGUCUGCUUUUGUGCCAGUACCAUACUGUCUUGAUGAUGACAGCUUUGUAAUACAGCUUGAAGUCCAGGACUGUGAUGCCACCAGCUUUGGUUUUCUUUUUCAACACUCCUUUGGCUAUUUGGGGUCUUUUGUGGUUCCAUACAAAUUUUAGGAUUAUUUGUUCCAGCUCUGUGAGAAAAGUUGAUAGUAUUUUGAUAGGGAUUGUAUUGGAUGUAUAGAUUACCCUAGGUAGCACAGACAUUUUAACAAUAUUUGUUUUUCCAUUUCUUUGUGUCUUCCUCAGUUUCCUUCAGGAGUGUUUUAUAGUUUUCUGAGUGCAGAUCCUUUGCCUCUUUGGUUAAGUUUAUUCCCAGGUAUCUUAUGGUUUUGGGUGCAAUUGUAAAUGGGAUCGACUGCUUAAUUUCUCUUCCUUCUUUUUCAGUGUAUAGAAAUGCAGGUGAUUUCUGUGUACUGAUUUUACAUUCUGCCACUUUGCUAAUUCCUGUAUGACUUUUCCACAUAGAGUAUCAUGUCAUCUGCAAAGAGUGAGAGUUUGACUUCUUCUUUGCCAAUUCGGACGCCUUUUAUUUCUUUUUGUUUUCUGAUUACUGAGGCUAGGAUUUCUAGUACUAUGCUGAACAGUGUUAAGAGUGGACAUCCCUGUCGUUUUCCUGACCUUAGGGGAAAAGCUUUCAGUUUUUCCCCAUUGAGAAUGAUACUCACUGUGGGCUUUUCGUAUAUGGCUUUUAUGAUAUUCUCUAUUCCUACAUUGUGAAGAGUUUUAAUCAAGAAAGGAUGCUGUACUUUGUCAGAUGCUCUUUCUGCAUCUAUUGAGAGGAUCAUAUGGUUCUUGUUCUUUCUUUUAUUAAUGUAUCACAUUGAUUUGCAGAUGUUGAGCCAACCUUGCAGCCCAGGGAUAAAUCCCACUUGGUCAUGGUGAAUAAUCCUUUUAAUGUACUGUUGGAGCUUAUUGGCUAGUAUCUUGGUAAGAAUUUUGCAUCCAUAUUUACCAGGGAUAUUGGUCUGUAAUUCUUUUUAGUGGGGUCUUUGGUUUUGGAAUCAAGGUAAUGUUGGCUUCACAGAAUGAGUUUGGAAGUUUUCCUUCCAUUUCUAUUUUUUGAAACCGUUUCAGAAGAAUAGGUGUUAAUUCUUCUUUAAAUGCUUGGUAGAAUUCCCCUGGGAAGCCAUCUGGCCCUGGACUCUUGUUUGUUGGGAGAUUUUUGAUGACUGCCUCAAUUUCCUUGCUGGUUAUGGGUCUGUUCAGGUUUUCUAUUUCUUCCUGGUUCAGUUUUGGUAGUUUAUAUGCCUCUAGGAAUACAUCCAUUUCUUCCAGAUUGCCUGAAUUGUUGGCAUAUAGUUGCUCAUCAUACGUUCUUACAAUUGUUUAUAUUUCGUUAGUGUUGGUUGUGAUCUCUCCUCUUUCAUUCAUGAUUUUAUUAAUUUGGGUCCUUUUUGAUAAGUCUGGCUAGGGGUUUAUUGAUCUUAAUAACUCUUUCAAAGAACAAGCUCCUAGUUUCGUUGAUCGGCUCUACUGUUCUUUUGAUUUCUAUUUCAUUGAUUUCUGCUCUAAUCUUUAUUAUUUCUCUUCUCCUGCUGGGUUUAGGCUUUAUUUGCUAUUCUUUCUUAAGCUCCUUUAGGUGUAAGGUAAGGUUGUAUAUUUGAGACCUUUCUUACUUUUUGAGAAAGGCUUGUAUUGCUACAUACUUCCCUCUUAGGACCGCCUUUGCUGCAUCCCAAAGGUUUUUUCAUUUUCCAUUUGUUUCUAUGAAUUUUAAAAAUUCUUCUUUAAUUUCCUGGUUGACCCAUUCAUUCUGUAGUAGGAUACUCUUUAACCUCCAAGUAUUUGAGUUCUUUCCAAAUUUCCUCUUGUGAUUGAGUUCCAGUUUCAAAGCAUUGUGGUCCAAAAAUAUUCAGGGUAUCCCAGUCUUUUGGUACCAGUUGAGACCUGAUUUGUGACCCAGUAUGUGAUCUGUUCUGGAGAAUGUUCCAUGUGGACUCAAGAAGAAUGUGUAUUCUGGGGUAUCUGGGUGGCUUAGUCAGUUAAGUGUCUGCCUUCGGCUCUGGUCGUGAUGAUCCCAGGGUUCUGGGAUCAGGUCCCGCAUCUGGCUCCUUACUCAGCAGGGAGCCUGCUUCUCCCCCUCCCUGCCGUUCCUCCUGCUUGUGCUCUGUCAAAUAAAUAAAAUCUUAAAAGGGGGGGGGGGCACCUGGGUGGCUCAGUUGUUAAGCGUCUGUCUUCGGCUCAGGUCAUGAUCCCAGGGUCUUGGGAUCGAGCCCUGCAUCAGGCUCCCUGCUCAGCGGGAAGCCUGCUUCUCCCUUUACCACUCUCUCUGCUUGUGUUCCUUCUCUCGCUAUGUCUGUCAAAUAAAUAAAUAAAAAUCUUAAAAAAAAAAAAAUGCAUUCUGCUUUAGGAUGGAAUGCUCUGAAUAUAUCUGUGAGAUCCAUCUAGUCCAGUGUGUCAUUCAAAGCCGUUUUUUCUUUGUUGAUCUUCUGCUUAGAUGAUCUGUGCACUGUAGUGAGUGGGGUGUUAAAGUCCCCUACUAUUGGGGUGCCUGGGGGCUCGGUCAGUUAAGUUUCUGCCUUCAGCUCAGGCCAUAGAUCUUGGGGUCCUGGGAUUCAGCCCUGAGUUGGAACCCUGGGAUUGAGCCCAGACUUCCUCAGUGGGGAGUCUGCUUCUCUCUCUCCCCCUCCCCACCUCUCCUGUGCUUUCUUUGUUCUUUCUCUCAAAUAAAUAAAUCUUAAGUCCCCUCCUAUUACUGUACUGUUAUCAGUGUGUUUCUUCAGUUUUGUUAAUAAUUGGUUUAUAUAAUUGGCUGCUCCCAUGUUAGGGGCAUAAAUAUUUACAAUUGUUAAUCUUGUUGGAUAGACUCUUUAAUAUAGUGUCCUUCCUCAUCUCUUAUUACCAUCUUUGGUUUAAAUUUAAAAUUUCAGGGGCGCCUGAGUGGCUCAGUUGUUUAACGACUGCCUUCGGCUCAGGUCAUGAUCCUGGAGUCCCGGGAUUGAGUCCCACAUCAGGCUCCCUGCUCAGCGGGGGGUCUGCUUCUCCCUCUGACCCUCCGCCCCUCAUGUAUUCUCUGUCAUUCUCUCUCUCUCAAAUAAAUAAAUCUUUAAAAAAAAUUUUUUUAAAAUUUCAUUUGUCUAAGGAUUGCCACCCCAGCUUUCUUUGAUGUCCAUUAGCAUGGUAAAUGGUUUUCCACCCCCUCACUUUCAGUCUGGAGGUGUCUCUGGGUCUAAAAGGAGUCUCUUGCAGACAGCCAUCAAUGGGUCUUUCUUUUUUAUCCAAUUCUCAUACCCUGUCUUUUGAUUGGGGCAUUUAGCCCAUUGACAUUCAGAGUAACUAUUGAAAGAUAGGAAUUUAGUGCCAUUGAAUUACCUAUAAAGUCACUGUCUCUGUAUAUUAUCUCUGUUCUUUUCUGGUCUAUGUUACUUUUGGGCUCUCUCUUCGCUUAAAGGAUCCCCUUUAAUAUUUCUUGCAGGGCUGGUUUAGUGAUCACAAAUUCUUUGUUUUUUUCUGGAAGCUUUAUGAUCUCUCCUUCUAUUUUGAAUGACUUCCUAGCUGGAUAAAGUAUUCUUGGCUACAUAUUUCUCAUUUAGUGCUCUGAAUAUAUCAUGCCAGUCCUUUCUGGCCUGCCAGGUCUGCUGCCAGUCUAAUGUUUCUCCAUUUUAGGUUAUAGACCUCUUGUCCCGAGCUGCUUUCAGGAUUUCCUCUGUCUCUGAGAUUUGCAAGCUUCACUAUUAUAUGUUGAGGUGUUGACCUAUUUUUAUUGAUUUGGGGGGGGGGGUUCUCUGUGCCUCCUGGACUUGAAUGCUUGUUUCCUUCCCCAGAUUAGGAAAGUUCUCAGCUAUAAUUUGCACGCCCCCCCCCCCCUUUUCUGGGAUCCCAAUUAAUCUAAUAUUGUUUCACUUUCUGGUAUCCCUUAUCUCUCAAAUUCUUCUCUCAUGAUCCAGUAGUUAUCUGUUUUUGUCAGCUUCUCAUUCCCUAUGAUUUUGUCCUCAUUAUCACUAAUUCUCUUCUGCCUCAUUUACCCUAGCAGUUAGAGCCUCCAUUUUUUUAUUGCAUCUGAUAGCCUUUUGAUUUCAACCUGAUUAGAUUUUAGUUCCUUUAUUUCUCCAGAAAGAAAUUCUCUAGUAUCUUCUAUGCUUUUUUCAGGCCCAGCUAGUGUCUUUGUAAUUGUUAUUCUGAACUCUAGUUCCAAUGUCUUACUUAUAUCUAUAUUGAGUAGGUCCCUGGUAAGUCAUUACUGCCUCUUCUGAGGUGAGUUUUUCCAUCUUGUGUGGUUGCCUUUCUAUUUGUAGAAUUGUAGCAAUUCUUUUUCUUAGAUCUCUGGGGGAGUUCACAGGUGUUCAGAAUGAUUUGAUGGAUAUGUAGCAGAAUUUCUGGGACCAAACUGAGUUCUCCUAUUCCUCCGCCAUCUUGGAAAAUCCCACCAUACUGUUUUUAUAGCAGCUCCACCAUUUUCUAUUUCCACCUACCGUGCACUGACAGUUCCAAUUUCUCCACAUCCUCACUGAUGCUUGUUUUCUGGUGGGUUUUUUUUUUUUUUUUAAUGAUAGCUUCCUAAUGGGUGUGAGAUGGUAUUUCGUUAUGGUUUUGAUUUGCAUUUCUCUAAUGAUUUGUGAUGUUGAGCAUCCCUUCCUGUGAUUAUUGGCCAUUUGUAUAUUUUCUUUGGAGAAAUGUCUGUUUGGAUUCUUUGGCGGGGGGUGGGGGGGAGUGGCAGAGAGAAUCUUAAAGCAGGCUCCACGCCUAGCACAGAGCCCAACAUGGGGCACAGUAUCAUGACCCUGAGAUCAUGACCUGAGCUGAGAUCAAGAGUUGGUCACUUAACCGACUGAGCCACCUAGGCGCCCCUGCCCGUUGCUGAAAUAGCUUUUUUUGUAGUUAAGUUUUAGAGUUCUCUAUAUUCUGAAUUAAUCCUUUAUCGUUUAUAUCAUGUGCAAAUAUUUUCUGUGAGUUGCCUUUUUACUUUUGUAAAAUUGUUUGAUCCAGGGAGGGGGACAAGGAGACUCCAUGCUGAGUGCAGAGCCCCACAUGGGGCUCGAUCCCACAGUACUGAGACCUGAUCUGAAAUCAAGUUAGACACUGCAAUUUUCAUGACGUCCAGUUUGUUUCUUCUUUUGUUGCCUGUGCCUUUGGUGUCAUAACUAAGAAAUCACUGCCAAAUCCAAAAUCUUGAAGCUUUCCCCUUAACGUUUUCUACAGAUUUUAUAGUCUUAGCUCUUACAUUUAGGUCUUUGAUCCAUUCUGAAUCAGUUUUUAUAUAUGGUAUUAGGUAAGGGUCCAGCUUCAUUCUUUUGCAUGUGGAUAGUUUUCCCAGAAUCAUUUGUUGAUGAGAAUCCUUUCCCCAUUUAAUAGUCGUAGCAUACCUGCUGAAAAUCAUUCGACCACAUAUUCAAGGAUUUAUUUCUGGGCUCUCUUUCCUAUUGGUGUAUAUGUCUGUAAUUAUGCCAGUACCAUAACUGACUACUGUAGCUUCGUAGUAAAAUUUGAAAUCAGGAUAUGUGAGGCCUCCAACUUUGUUCUGCUUGCUCAAGAUUGUUUCAGUUAUUUGGGUUCCUGUGGAAUCUCAGGGUGGAAUUUU